UAGCCCUUUAUCGUUGUAGCCGUAGUGAUAAAGCAUGUAGUGAGGUUAGACUUCUAGCACUUACAACUCCCUUCUACUUGACUUCGUUAGCACAGGGUGUAGCUCCGUGCUCUUAGCUUACCGUACUAGUUACUAGAAAUUUCAAAUCUUGAAAAAACGAAGACAAAUUGUGUCUGUAGAAACCAACUAAGCAGGCAAAGCCCUGUGGUCAAGAUGUCCGGCGCGCUCGUCUCGACCGGUAGUACCGGUCACUACAUUCUCCCGGCGUACUACCGGCAAUGCGGGAAACGCGACUCCCCGUACUGCGAGCCGCCAAAACUCCCGAGUAUCGCUUUGAAAGACGAAAACCUCGAUAACAUGCACACGCACACCAACUUGCAGCUACUGGCGACCGGGGAGUACAUCGGGGCGGAGUUCACGCAGGACUUCCAACUCUUUUGCCCCCUCCGGAAAACGAUCCGGCAGCUGUUCAGGGAGUUGAAAGACGACAUCUUUCCCAACAUGUUCAAGUGCAUCCCCCGGGAACCCAAGUAAUACUAUAAAUUUUGUUUAUAUCAUCAAUUUCGCUUUGUCAUGAUGCACAACUUUGUUCAUGGCGAGCGCGCUUUGUCAGCGAGACUGCAAGCGUGCUACCGGUAUAACAACUUCUAAAUUCAUUUCUCGAGGACAUUUAUACAUUCCUCCCUUGUUCCAGAUGCGGCGCGGCCAUUUUUGACCGGCAUGAGAUCUGCGUGAAGCUGAUGCUACUGCUCCUGAACGGCCGCUGCCGCCGGGUGGAGCAACGGGAGCUUCUCAUGCGAGAGAUGCAACGACUGGCCAUGGUGAACAACGAAGUGGCAGAUAGGAUAUCGCACGAAAAAACUGCUUCACUGUGAACUUGUGAUGCAUAGAAUGGAGCACACAACUACUUGUCUUGCUACACAUGCAACACACUGGGUUUUUCAACGUGUUUUGCCUUAGGAAGCGCGCAUGGCAAGUUUUCUUCGUCAUGUGUAACGAGCUUGGGAUGCAAAACUUGCAAAAUCCUUACAGUGAAGCACUUUUUUCGUACGAUACAGGAAGCUGUACGACUACUGUUCUGCGGUCAAGCAAAUCCGGUCGUUGCUGGGUGGUGGCAGUGGUUGCCGUAGUGGCACUACGAUGAACGAGGAUGGUGCGAAGUCUGGUGGUGACAAUGGGGAUGCAGUCAUGCACGUGGUAGAUGAUGCACAUGCUGACCCAGUGGAAGAAAUGGGCCUGGUCGCCGAGAACGAAAUGUUUGAAGAGGUGCAAAGCUGUGCGUACGACGACGACUUCUGCGACAAAUGCUUGAGCGGUGACAUUCAGGAGUGGCCGCGGGCCGUGUACUAUCAAGUGCAAAUACGUGGUCUGGAUCUGGAAGACUGGAGCUUUUUCAUGCACGUUUUGCAUGAGCCAUGACAUCUGUGAUGUAUUUUUCGCAUCACAAAUUUUCCCUAUGCCGCUCCAGCGCCUGCGGAGGCUUGCCUCCCCAGCGAUAAUGGACAAUGGCAAUGUCGGUGCGGUUGUUUUAGCAUCACAAAUUUUCUGAAUGCAUCUUGAUGUUGCCCAUUCCGCAUGACAAAUGCCCUCUCCGCGUAGCAAAAGUAGAUGGCCUCCCUUUGCUGCUCAUGCAACACAGAUUUUUCUAGAAUCCAACUGCAGCAUCACAAGUUACAUUCUUCUAGGCUCACACAUAUUUGCAAUGCAUAUGUACCACGAGCUGACCAUGCCGGAAGGUCCGAGCCCCGAGGAGCGCGGGAGGCCCGUGGAAACGCACGUGGAUGAUGACAUUCAGUACUUCGCUGAUCUGGAUGACGAGGGCAAGCUGCGGUACCAAAUGCAAAAAUGGCUGGGUCUGGAAGAAUCCGACGUUUGUUAUGCUGUUUCUGCAUGACAUAGAACGUCUGUCAUGGAAGCCCUAGCAUCACAGAUUUUUGGAGGCCUUCCUGAUGCCUAUUCCGCAUGACAAAUUCCCUCCACGCGUAGCACAAACCGGACUCCUCUUGCUGGUCAUGCAAUACAGAAUUUUUUAGAGAAGUCCAAAGUUAGCAUCCAUUUUCCCUUCCGGGAUCGGGGGGGUAGGAGGGGGUCUUCAAGCCAAAAAAAAACUUAGUGACAUCACCUCAGGGUUCCAGGGUUCCAAAGUUAGCAUCACAAGUUCCAACCUUCCAGACCCAGACAUUUUUGCAAUCCAUAUGCGGUCCCUCGUGACAAGACUACUUUUCCUCACGCCACCAAGCGAGCACUGGCCGGAGGAAAAUGAAGACGGGGACGCAACGCCCGUGAUUCACGGAAAAAGAAAAAAGAUGACGGUGCUCACGGAGGACCUCGGUUCGCCGGAUUAUCCUGUGCAAACGUAUCGUAUUCGUAUGAAUGCAAGUCUUGCAUUACAAAUCUUUGUCUUGAGGCAAAUCUGCAUAUACAAAUUUUAUUUAUCAUGCUGGGGAAAUUUGUAAUGCAUUUAUACGAGUGCGAUACUUUUGCAAUUCAUACGGAUCUGCGGGCGAUGAUAAUCGCAGGAGAAAAAUCCCGCGCGGCGGCGGCAGCAGCAGUGAAGGAAGGAGGGGCGGGGACCACUGGUACAACUGGCGCAGCACCUGCCGUUGUAGUUCCUUCGCCACAGACUAUCACCUGCAGAUAUGUCUGGGUCUGGAAGAGUGCCAGUUUGUCAUGCUCGGCUAGCAUGACUCUCAAGUCUGUCAUGCACGUUGCCUAAAUGCAGCAACGUCCUGCCAUGCAAGUAAAACGCAGUUCGUCAUGCAGAGUAGACAACACCUACGACAAACUCAGAAACCUGUCAUGCUGAGUCAGCAAUUGUGGUUUUCUCAUGAUUCGCCACUCAGCAUUACAAGUUUAUUCCAGAUCCAGACAUCUUUGCAAUGCAUAAAGACAAGCAGCAGCAGCACCGCCAAGCCCCGACGAGGACCCUUUCACCAACGCGAGUUUGCGCAGCCGACGUACUUCGGCCAGCCAUUCAAACGGCCGGGACCCGGCCUGCCGAUCGGCACUGCGCCGGGGCAGUCGGUGAUCAGCAACAUGGUGGACCAGCUGAACCGCAUCAACAGUUUGGUCCUCGAGAACGCGAAGCGGCUGAGCGGGAAGUGGACGCUGACCAAACUGCACCCGGCCUGUAUCAAAAGGAAAAAUCUCCCCUCCCCAUAUCAAAACGAAGUUUCUGACGCAGGAUUUGCGUACACAAAUCAGAUUUGUCUUGCUGGAGAGGAAUGCAGGCCCACACUAAGCCUAAGUAGAGAGGUUUUGGCCUAGGCGUCUAGCAUGAGAAACGUCCGCGCCGUAGGCCCAUCAGCAUCACAAACCGCCUGCACAACACUGCGGAGCUUGUGGAGUUGCCUUCUUGCAAGACAGACACGAUUUGUGGGCACAAAUCAGCAACACAAAUUUGCAGAAACGUACCUUGUCAAUAUGAGAGGGGGGAUUUUUCCUUUUGAUAGCCUCGCCCGCAGCGGUGGUUGUAUGCAUUGCAAAUAUGUCUGGGUCUGGAACAAAGCAACUUAUCAUGCUAAAUCUGAAUCAUGUAGAAAAGUGUUGCAUGAUUACCAAGAGCUGUACAUUUUUGACCUAAUCGAGAGGCAGUUUCUCAUGCAGGAUAGGCAUGACAGAACUCUCGCAGAAUCUGUCAUGCUAUGUCCUACAUACCAGACCUCAUGGAUCAUGGAAAACCUGCAUGACAAGUCUGGCAUUCUUCCAGACCCAGACACUUUUGCACUUGAUAGGUUGCGGAAAAGUGCAAGCAGGACGCGGGGCAGGUGGCGGAGAUUAUGGACGACUUUGAGUACUCGCUGGAAAACUAUUUUGUGGACGUCCGGUAUCCAAGUGAAAAACUGCGUUACUGUAGGUGUCUUGGAGUGACAGCAUGAAAAAUUUGUGUUGCAUGACAGAGAAUGCCUGGUGUCAUGCGCAGGCGCCAGCACUUGAAAACUAAACACAUACAGCUUUAUGUUCUUGCAAGAAAAGAGGACUUCAUGCCUCGCCAGCAUGACAAGCGCGUGCGCAACUCUGUGUCUGCAUUCUCUGCAUGACAGACUUAUAUCACUAUGUACACUUUCUUCCUUGGAUAUGUGGCUGGAAGACAACCGGUAUUUCCGCAACCGGUUUCUCCGGUUCGCGUACGUUUUGGAAAAGCAGGAGAAGCAGCUGGAGACCUUGGCAAAAGGGGCGAAGCGCAUCCAGGACUGCAUGCUGGAAGAAGUGGCCGGGAUCUACGAGAAAAAUGUGAGACGGCUGUACUGCAAGAAAGA
Molecule: messenger RNA, 4259 nt
Organism: Amoebophrya sp. A120
Lineage: Eukaryota; Dinophyceae; Syndiniales; Amoebophryaceae
Source: the annotation of a GenBank genome assembly